CGGAGAAAAUAUUUGGAACUCAAUUAAGAAUUGGCGUUGGGUCUGCCGAUUUUCUACCCCGAGAACGGUGAAGCCUCUCUAUCUUCUGCUCUCCAAAGUCUCAGUUUGUAAAAUUGAGUGCUAACAAUGGAGAACCGCUCCUAAACAUCAACUCUACAGCGUAACCUCGAAGUACUUCAACCAUGUCAAUUUCUAGCACUAUUUCUACUAUCUGCACUCCGUUUAUGUGCCGCAACUUCCCUCACUUUAAACCCACUUCCGAAAUCGCAACCCGUAUAAAUCAUUGUCAUGGCGGAAGAACUCUUCAAUUCCAGUCAAACACAUCUAAAACUUUUUGCAAAAGGUUUGCAUAUGGUGGUCAAAAAUUGAGAUUUUCUGUGAGAGCUGGAGAAUCAAAUGGUAAUGAGGAGGAAUUGGAAGAGUUGAGGGGGAAAAGUACAAUGCCUGAUAGGUUUCGACACUUGACUAAGGAAGUUCCUUCUCCCCCUCUUCGCUGGCCUUGGUUUGUGGCUCUGGCGUUUUCCAUCUACGCUUGGAGAUCAGUCUUGUGGGAAAUUUCUAAUUGGUGGAAGCUCGUAUUGGGCAUUGGCAAUUUUUUCGGAUACCUAACGAAGCUUGUUUUGGCAUUAGUUUUUCGUUUCAUAGGUGACCCAAUCAGCUACACAAUUCUCUACAUUGAGACCUCACUUCAUGCCAUCCGUUCUCUAUACUCUAGCAUAGUAACAUCUGCUCCAAUUCCAGAAUUAACCUUCGUUAUUAUGCUUGCUUCGACUGUACUUGCAAUCGGAGAAGCUGCUUCUCCAAACUCAAUAAACUGCCAACCUUACCUGCUUACCACAGCAGGAAUCAUUGGUUACGGGGCAGUCCGAGGCUUCAUCAUUGAACCAGUAUUCUGGCUGUUGCUUGUUGGGAUCUUCAGCUUUUCUCGGUUUUUCAAGAAAAGGGAUUACGUUUCUUCAACUUUACCUGUUGCAACUGUUGUGGCCUCUGUCGGUGAGCCAUGGGUUAGAGUUUUGGCGAUUAUUUCGUUUACAGUGAUGGCAAUUCAUCAUCAUUCUAAGAAGCAUACAGAUGGAAAUAAAAAAGGCGAAUUCCCUUCCUCUAGCGGCGAAGUUCCAUUCCCUCUGCUAGGCGUUGCUUUAGCCAUCGGAAUUCGUGUUGCUGCUAAGUGGGCUGGCUAUCGACAUUUGACAUGGAUGAUUGUGUAGUUAAUCUGGUGCAAUUAUCAAGAUCUCGGGUUCACUAGACUAUAUUAUACUUUUUGGCGUUAUCAAGAGUUUCGUGGUAACGGUUGGCAUUUUUCUUCAGAUUAUCGCCUUGAACUUGGUCAUUUGUUCUAGUAGGCUUCUUCUGUAGUAAAAUUGGUCUGUUACAUGGUUUCUGCAGAAGAAAAAGUUAUAUGUGUUGCAUGAAGAGGUCGAGAAUGUGUUUAUUGGGAAAAAAAUUUGAGAGUUUAUUGUCAAAUUA
This is a messenger RNA of Amaranthus tricolor (Joseph's coat), 1467 nucleotides long. RefSeq lists its product as uncharacterized. NCBI's taxonomy places the organism in Eukaryota, Viridiplantae, Streptophyta, Magnoliopsida, Caryophyllales, Amaranthaceae. The record is from RefSeq and is a predicted model, not a curated record. The transcript has 2 exons. Bases 183 to 1208 code for a protein of 341 amino acids.